This is a messenger RNA of Theobroma cacao (cacao), 1584 nucleotides long. Its product is annotated as protein IQ-DOMAIN 6-like. Lineage: Eukaryota; Viridiplantae; Streptophyta; Magnoliopsida; Malvales; Malvaceae. Gene Ontology annotation, molecular function: protein binding. The record is from RefSeq and is a predicted model, not a curated record.
ACUUCUUAACCAAAAAUCAAGUUCCCCUCUCCAUCUCCUCCUCCUCCUCUUAAGCUUACUUGCUCUGAUUCCAGCAAAUUGAAGCUUUCUAAAUACUACAUUUCUUCCAAUUCCUAAAAUGGGUGCUUCAGGAAAAUGGUUCAAAUCACUUAUAACUCUCAAAACCCUUCAAGCUCCCAGUAACCAAGAGAAAGUGGGAGAUAAAGCCAAGAAGAAAUGGAGGCUAUGGAGAAGCUCAUCGGAAGGGUUCGGAUCCUCCUCAUCCAAGGGUCUCAAGAUGCGCACCGUGGCUUCUUCAGAGGCUUCCGAUUCUUCUUUCAUGGUGGAUGAUGAUGUGCUCGCUGCAGCUAUGGCUACCAUUGUUCGUGUUCAACCCAAAGAUUUCCGAGCUGUGAAGCGAGAAUGGGCCGCGAUUCGAAUCCAGACUGCAUUUCGAGGCUUGUUGGCAAGACGAGCUCUUAGGGCCUUGAAAGCAGUAGUAAGGAUUCAAGCUAUAUUCCGUGGUCGUCAGGUCCGAAAGCAAGCUGCUGUGACAUUAAGGUGCAUGCAAGCACUUGUAAGGGUCCAGGCUCGGGUAAGAGCACAAUGUGUGAUAUCUACAGAAGGACACCCUGUGCAGAAACUAAUAAAUGAAUACCACAGCCAAACUGAUCCAACCAAGAAUACCGAGAGAGGAUGGUGCAACAGUCCAGGAACAUUAGAAGAACUAAGCGCAAAACAACAAAUGAGGCAAGAAGGUGCAAUAAAGAGGGAGAGAGCAAUAGCAUACUCUUUCUCAAAACAGCAAUCAAGAUCAUAUGCCAGCCCAAAUUCAAGAGCAAACAAGCAGCCACUGCCUAGCAAACAUCAAAGGCUAGAUAGGAAUAGCCCAGAUUGGAAUUGGCUAGAUCGUUGGAUGGCAAUCAAGCCCUGGGAAACCAGGAUGAUGGAAGACAUUCAUACAGAGGCAUCAGAGAUGACCACAUUUUCUCGGAACAGUCACUCCAGCUGUUUUGAACAUGACUCCCUAAAAGUAAAAAGGAACAAUGUGACGAGCAGAGUUCUUGCAAGACCCCCAAUUGCCAGUCAAACUUCUGGUUCAUUGUCUGCCCCAAGUUCUGAGUCUGUCUAUGACGAGGGCUCAACAUCUACUUCAUCUACAUCUGCAUCUCCAACCACAUUGUCUAGCAACACUCUUGUUGCCGACACAUUAGAUGAUGAUCGUACUCAAAAACCCAGCUACAUGAACCCUACAGAGUCUAUUAAAGCUAAACAAAAGGCUUUCAGGUUUUCCUCAGAUAAUAUGCCAAGACAUGCCGUUGAUGAUUUACAUUUUCAUAAGAAAUUGGUGACACUUCCUUGUGAGGACACCAGGAGCAGUGCUGGCUCUAAUGCAUCAAUUAGUAUCUCCAGGGAGUUGUACCGACCAAUACAAUUAGGUAGACAUGAUUGCCUGAGGAAUCAGUGGCGUCAAGGUAGAUGAGAUGAAAAUUCUGUUGUUUAACUAUCACAAGUAUUAAUGUAACCCUACAAUGAAAUCCUACAAAAGACUUUUUUGUAGUAUUAUGUAAGUGAAACAAGUUUAAUUAAGAAAACUUUUAAUUA